Molecule: messenger RNA, 935 nt
Organism: Leptomonas pyrrhocoris
Lineage: Eukaryota; Euglenozoa; Kinetoplastea; Trypanosomatida; Trypanosomatidae
Product: putative 24-dihydroxyhept-2-ene-17-dioic acid aldolase
Exons: 1
Coding region: 96-935 (279 amino acids)
Cellular component (GO): cytoplasm
Molecular function (GO): aldehyde-lyase activity
Source: RefSeq, a predicted model, not a curated record
GUUUGCCACCGCAUACCGCCUCUCUCUCUCUCUCUCUCCACUGUGUUCGUUAACGACUCACCAACCCCGUCUUUCUCCUCCGUCACGCAUUCAUCAUGUCCGCUGGUGGCGCUGAAUUCAAGGCCGAGCUCCGUGCCGGCAAGCCGAAGUUCGGCGUGUUCCUGAACUCCGCCAACCCCCUGCUCGCCGGCCAGUUCAGCCACUCCGGCUACGACUGGCUGCUGAUCGAUGCCCAGCACUCCCCCGUGGACUCGAUGACGGUGGCGCAGAUGAUCGCCGCGAUCCGCGUGGGCCACGCCAAGGUGAUGGUGCGCGUCGCGAGCACGCAUGACCGCGCCGGCAUCCAGACGUCGCUGGACAGCGGCGCGGACGGCGUGCUGAUCCCGUACGUGAACAACGCGCAGGAGCUGCAGGAGGCCGUGUCGUGCUGCUACUACCCCACGGAGGGCACCCGCUCCGUGUACCAGCCGCAGCAGUGCAUGAACGCCGCUGGCCUGCUGGGCUACGUGCCGGCGGCGAACAAGAACGUGGUGGUUGCCUUCCAGGUGGAGACGGCGUCGUGCAUCGAGAACCUGGAGGAGAUCAUGGCCGUGAAGGGCAUCGACAUCGCCUUCUUGGGCCAGAACGACCUGUGCAUGUCCCUGGGCCUGUACGACGGCCGCUACGUGUUCCCGCAGAUGUACUUCUCGCCGGAGCUGCAGGCCGCGACCGACAAGCUGAUCGCGACGGCGAAGAAGAACAACGUGAUCCUGGGCCUGUUCCUCUUCGGCACGGACCGCGUCGGCGAGUUCCUGGAGAAGGACUUCACCUUCAUCUGCAUCGGCAGCGAGCUGCACCACGCGAUGACGCAGGCGGCCACGCACGUGAAGGCGCUGAAGGAGAUCUCCGCCGAGAAGGGCAAGCCGUGGACGAACCAGCCCAGCGCUCUGGUGUAA